AUGGCUGAAGCAAGGUGCUGCUUCAAACUCCUCUAUGCAAUUGUGGUGGUGCUUUUACUACACAUGAGCAGCCCUUGCAUUGGAUGUAGCGAGAGGGACAGGCAAGCACUCCUUGCACUCAAACAAGGCCUCGUGGGUGACGACGGCGAUCGCCUCCUUUCAUGGGGAAGAGAAGCCCAAAACAAAAAUUGUUGCCAAUGGGAAGGAGUCUACUGUAGCAGCAACCAAACUGGCCAUGUUGUUAAGCUUGAUCUUGGAGACCAAUCUUUGCAAGGUAAGAUUAGUCCUGAACUCAUUCACUUCCAGCAUUUGGAGUAUUUGAACCUGAGUUACAAUAAUUUCGGUUGGGGCAAAAUUCCAGAUUUCAUUGGAUCUCUGAGCAAUUUAAUAUACCUCGAUCUUUCUUAUGCAAAUUUUGGAGGUCAAAUUCCAAACCAACUUGGAAACCUUACACACUUGCAAUAUCUCGAUCUCAGCUCUCUUUCAUCUUCUGAAAUGAGCCCACUCCCUGUGAACUCUAUUCAUGCAAAAAACCUCAAUUGGCUCCCUAAUCUUUCAGGUCUGAAACACUUGGACCUAAGUUACACUAAUCUCAGUGAUGUUGUUGGUUGGCUGGAAGCAGUCAAUAUGCUUCCUAAACUAACAAACUUGAUAUUAGAUGGGUGUAAUCUUCCUCCUCCAAUUAUAUCCUCUGUUUCUCUCAUGAAUUCUUCUUACUCUCUUGUUCAUGUUGAUCUGGGCGACAACAAUCUCAACUCUUCAAUCUUACAAUGGUUGUCCGGUACUCAUACCAACCUUGUUUAUCUUGAUCUCUCUUGGAACAAUUUCAGAGGUUCCUCAAUUCCUGCAUCUUUUGGAAACAUGAGCUCUCUUGCACAUCUUUUCUCGGUGGUAGCCAACUUGAAGGAGGGAUCCCGAAUUCCUUUGCCAAGUUAUGUAGGCUGCGAGAGUUGGACCUUGAAGACAUUGGAGCUUUUGGAUCUCUCUGACAAUAACAUUGUAGGUUCAUUGCCUGAUCUUACGAACUUCUUGUCAUUGAAACACUUGCUAAUCCAGACCAAUAACUUAAGUGGAAGAAUACCUGAAAGUAUUGGACAGAUGUCCAAGCUGGAGACUAUUCGUUUUGGUUGGAAUUCUUUGGAAGGAGUGAUUUCAGAAACUCAUUUUUCAAAACUCUCCAAAUUACGGAAUUUGGGUUUAUCAUCUAAUGCACUACUUUUAAACUUCAGUUUUGAUUGGAUUCCACCCUUCCAAUUGCAAUGCAUACAAUUGAAGUCUUGUAAGAUGUGGUCGUCGUCUUUCCCAAAAUGGCUUCAAACUCAAAAAAAUUAUACAUGGCUUGAUAUUUCUGAUGCUGGAAUUUCUGAUACCAUUCCAAGUUGGUUUUGGGAUUUGUCACAAAAAUUAGCGGUUAUGGAGAUCUCUCACAAUCAAAUGAGAGGAACAGUUGGAAAUAUUAUAUCGGAGGAGUUUGCACCACGCCUAAAUUUGAGUUGGAACCAAUUGGAGGGUCCAAUCCCUUCAAUUCUAUCAAAAGCUUCAAUUCUAGAUCUCUCCCAUAAUAACUUUUCAGGGGCCAGCUUCUUUUUUGUGUGCAAGCAAGGAUAG
Molecule: messenger RNA, 1608 nt
Organism: Prunus armeniaca (apricot)
Lineage: Eukaryota; Viridiplantae; Streptophyta; Magnoliopsida; Rosales; Rosaceae
Source: the annotation of a GenBank genome assembly